Molecule: messenger RNA, 1326 nt
Organism: Coffea eugenioides
Lineage: Eukaryota; Viridiplantae; Streptophyta; Magnoliopsida; Gentianales; Rubiaceae
Product: vinorine synthase-like
Exons: 1
Coding region: 1-1326 (441 amino acids)
Source: RefSeq, a predicted model, not a curated record
AUGGAAGUGCAACUCAUUUCCCAAGUGAUUGUAAAACCUUCUUCUCCUACACCAAGCCAUCUCAAAAUCUUCAAGCUUUCUUUGUUGGACCAGCUCAUUCCUGCUCCCUAUGCACCAAUAGUCCUAUUUUAUCCCAACUACAAUGGUGCGAGUUAUCCUCAAAUCCUCAAAAGGGUCGAAAAGCUUGAGCAAUCAUUGUCGAAAACCUUAGCUAGCUUUUACCCUCUUGCUGGAACAAUCCAAGAUGAUUUAUCCAUCGAAUGCAACGAUAAGGGGGCUUAUUUUGCUACUACCAAAGUUGAUUGUCAUCUGUUCCAAUUCUUGAGUAAACCUGACCUUCAGUUGAUAUGCAAAUUUCUGCCUUGUGAUGUUGGUUCUGUUGGACCGAUGGCAGGAACUCGCGUGACUAAUAUCCAAGUAAACGUUUUUGAAUGUGGCGGAAUCGCAAUUGGUCUUUGUAUUUCCCACAGAAUUCUAGAUGGAGCAGCAUUGAAAUCUUUUUUGAAGAGUUGGGCCGCGACGGCCACUGGAGCAGAGGAAAAUGCUGGCCCCAAUUUUAUAGCCUCAUCUCUUUUCCCUGCAACUGAUUUUUGGCUCAAAGACUCUGCACUGGCGAUGUGGGGGGCAUCAUUCAAGGUAGGAAGGUCUGUUACAAAGAGAUUCGUCUUCGAUGCUGCAUCAAUAGCUUCCCUGAGAGCCAUGGCAACGAGCUCAGGUGCUCGAUGCCUGACUCGGGUGGAAGCAAUCUCUGCUUUCCUCUGGAAAUGCAGCAUGGCUGCCUCGGAAGCCAAUUCUGGUUACAGAAAAUCUUCUAUGCUUACGCACGUCGUGAAUCUUCGACGCAGAGCAGCUCCAACACUCUCGGAACAUUCAAUUGGAAACCUCAUCUGGAUAUCAGGCGCAAGAUGCCUGGUGAACCAAGACAAGGGAAUGCCUGCCCUGGCAGAUCAAAUCCAGUAUUCCAUAUCAAAAAUCGACAGUGACUAUGUCAAGAAGAUGCACGGGAAUGAAGGACCAGCCCUUAUGCGGAAAUCCCUGAAAGAGAUCGGAGAGUUUGGGUCCAAAGAAGCAGCGGUGGACUAUCUCGGGUUCAGCAGUUGGUGUGGAUUCGGUUUCUAUGAAAUCGAUUUUGGCUGGGGAAAGCCUGUUUGGGUCAGUAGCUUUGCAGUAAAUGCUCCAGUGUUCAUGAAUCUUAUCAUUCUGAUGGAAACCAGAUUAGGCGAUGGAAUUGAAGCAUGGGUGACUCUGGAUCAACAAGAGAUGGAUAUCAUGGAACAUGAUCAAGAGCUCAUGGCUUUCGUUUCAGUGGACCCUAGCCCUCUCUAG